AUGGUGUCGCCAGAAGAAAAACUGGGGAAUGGAAAGGUGGAACAAGAAUUUAUUCGCAUUUACCAAGGCGAGCCAUGUCUGUGGCGUAUCAAAUCAAAGGAUUACCAUGACAAGGGGAAAAGAGAUGAUGCAUACAAGAGAUUAGUGGAAAAAUUGAAGGAAAUAGAUCCAAGCGCCGAUCGCUAUAAAGUGAAAUAUGAACCGCUUCCUGGUGAAGCAAGACCCCCUAAACGAAUGGCAUCAGAUAAAUGUGACAGUGUUUUACAAACUAUAGAAGAUCAUUUUAAGAAACCUACAUUGAAAGAUGAUCGAUAUGAUAUUUUUGGAAAAAAUGUAUCGAUGAAAUUGCGAGACUUAACGAAUAAUACUCAAAGAUUGUUGGCAGAAAAGAUAAUAAAUGAGGCAUUGUUUCUGGCCGAAAUGGUUCAGCUCACCCUGUCACAUUGUAUUAAUGCAUCUUCUACAUUUAAUACGCCUCAAUAUUCUAACCCCAAUUUUAUAAAUUCGGUCCCUCCUCCUGUUCAAGCUCUCAGAUCUCAAGAUACCAUCACAGUUUCGCCACCACUCCAUAUCCCUAGGGAGAGAUAUUAUGAAGCAACGAGUGAUGUUGAAAAUAAUUACAGUGCUACCGAAGACUCUAAUCAUUAUCUUGCCUCGUUUAUUUCUAACCACAACGAUUGUUAACUUAUUUUUUAAUUUACUAUUAUCUAAUAAGUAUUUAUUAGAAUAAAAAUUUGGAGUAUACACAAUGUUUUAUUGCUUACCUUCAAAUAAUUUGGUUUCAGCACGUCAUAUAUUGCACGGCAUGUUUCAGGAAUUAUGUAACUUAAUGCUUGUGGUGAAAUUAUAGUUGAAAAUUUCACAUCUUCAUAGCUUCUUCCCGUCGCAAGAAAUCGUAAGGUUGCUGUUAAUCUUUCAUGUGGGGUUAUAGACUCUCUCAUGACUGUAUCCUUCCUUUUAAUCAAAGGGGUGACGAGUGAUAAAAGUUUCAAGUACGUUUCUUCAUCCAUUCGUAAGUAAUUAUGCCAAUCACGAGGGUAAAUUAUCAAUUCAUUUAAUAGAUUAGUGUGUGAAUAGCUUUACAUUUUCUUUAGCCAGUCUUUACACCACAAGCUACGUAUUUUUCGUCGUUUUUUUUCCUGAGAACUAAAGCGAGCGCGUCGUCGUCGUCCGUCGACGAUGGUUCAAGCAUACACUGGCACUGUUCAAGUAUAUUCGUCCCGCGUGGAGGCUAUAUGGCCCUCAGGUAUGCUUGUACAAUAAAUUUGUACAAGCAUACCGCUCAAGACACUGGAAGGGUCAUUCAACGUCGAGAACAGGGUCGUCACAGGGCAUCAACUGCUAGGAAUGAUCGUCUUCUGCGUCUACAAGCCUUGAGGCACCGCACAGAUACUGCACGGGCCUUGCAAAAUGAUCUAUCCCGAGCUACAGGUCGACAAGUGUCUGACGAAACAGUAAGGAACCGUCUUCGAGAGGUGGAUCUGAGGUCCAGGCGUCCCGCUAAGGUGCCCCAAUUGACGAGGGAGCACAAUCGAGAGCGAAAACAGUUUGCCCAAGAACAUCAACAUUGACAAUUGCGUCAUUGGCGCAAGUCCUGUUCACCGACGAGUCUAGAUUUACGCUGCAGGGCAACAAUGGACGCGUACGAGUUUGGCGACGGCCAGGAGAGCGUUUUAUACCAGUCACAGUCCAGGAUAAUGUCAGUUUUGGUGGUGGCUCCAUAAUGGUGUGGGCCGGUAUUUCGACUGACCACAAAACCGACUUCGUCAUCAGAAACGGCUCUAUGACUGCGCUGCGUUACAUUGACGAGGUGCUGGAACCUCAUGUGUGUCCUCGAGCACUGGCACUUUGAGAAAAUAUUUUCCUACUGCAUGACAAUGACCGCCCUCACGUUGCAGGAAUCGUCAGGGAGUACCCCCAAGAGCACAACAUCGCCAUUUUGCCAUGACCAGCUCGCAGCCCAGACAUGAACCCUACUGAGCAUGCGUGGGAUGUGCUGGGAAGCCGCGUCAGAGAACAUCCAAACGCACCUACCACACUGCGGGACCUGGAAGAUGCCCUUUUGUUGUUUUGACGUGAAUACGUAUUUAAAAUCAGACCGACAUAUGGGGUACCAGGACGGAAACGGCGUGAUCCAUUCCGACACUAUAACUUCGUGAUUAAUAACACGAUUGAAAUAAAUUUGGUCUCGUUCGAUCGGGUAUACGACUACGAUGCGACCAUGACAAAAGCGCACACGAAAAUUCCGCACAGAAAAAAGUCCCGCUGUCAUAAAUGAUCACAAUAAAAAUACCCACGGAAAAAUGCUCACACAGAAAAAUACGCACAUUCACAAUACAAUCAAGCGUUAUGUGCAUGCUAUGAAGUUCAAACAUUCUAUACAUACUAACCUAACCUACCCUUGGGUCACAUUGGGGGCCUCGGAGGAACUUUAUUCUAAUUCAACGUGACAUCAACUUCUUCACGUCAAGCUCCGACCAGCUGAUUGUCUCCAGGAUCCACAACAUAGAAAGCGUACAUCCAUCAUCUUCAGCAAAUAAAGUAUUCUUCAUUAACCGCAAGAAAGCUGUUAGUCUGUUGGGGUUUUACAACGAACCCCAUCACAGCAAAGACUUCUACGCCCCACCCAGCCUGUGGCAAACCCGCUCGGUGCCCGCGAACCUUGGGAUAAGGGAUACAACACAAUUCAUACGGAAUCCUAAUCUGUAUGAAAGAAUUGCUUCUGACAUGAGAACCGUUUGUUGAUCAGACAUCGAUUAGUAACAUAAAUUACGUGUUACAGGUUUCGGGAAGGUUCGCUUAGUUAAGAAGAGUAGAGGCUUCGAUCAGGGACGACUCUACGCGAUGAAGACCCUGAAGAUGGAGAUCAUCAGUUAUAUGAAGUAGAAAAGCAAAUUAGUGGAUGUGUAUCUCACUGCCACAGUAAGAUGGAAAAACAAAAAGCAUGUCUCAUCUUUCAUGACCACAGUGCAAGGAAUUUAUUUUGUUUCUUUCAGAUGGGAAUCGCGCAUCUGACAUAAAGUCGAAUAACAUCCUGCUCGAUUCUGUCGGUCAUAUCGGCCUUGCAGACUUUGGGUCAUGUAAGCAGUUCCAACCACAUGAUAGGAAGACGUGCCAGCACACAAUGACGGAGUGCCGAGUGUCAGCAGAAGUAGGUGACAGCCCGUUCUUGGUGAAGUCACACUACACCUUCCAGACGGAUUCCGAUCUGCACCUGGUAAUGGACUUUCUGGAAGCUGGAGACCUGUGCGAACUUCUCAACCAGCGAGAGAAGUUUGCCGAGGAAGACGUGAAAUUCUACACGGCGGAGAUCGUCCUGGGUCUCGAACA
Zootermopsis nevadensis is the source of this 3330-nucleotide messenger RNA. The record is from RefSeq and is a predicted model, not a curated record. Lineage: Eukaryota; Metazoa; Arthropoda; Insecta; Blattodea; Termopsidae.